This is a messenger RNA of Coprinopsis cinerea okayama7#130, 1035 nucleotides long. RefSeq lists its product as hypothetical. The coding region runs from base 1 to 1035 and encodes 344 amino acids. Lineage: Eukaryota; Fungi; Basidiomycota; Agaricomycetes; Agaricales; Psathyrellaceae. The record is from RefSeq and is a predicted model, not a curated record. The transcript has 7 exons.
AUGCCUCUGUCCCUAAACGACCUACUUUACCAACCCACUCCGGAGCGCCCUGCUCCUUCACCCGUCACGUCCCCAAGCGCCAGCUCACGCAUUGGUACAUCCACCAGUCGCAGCUCUAGCCCUGACAGCGACAGCGAGCAUGUGAUGCCCCAAGUGGGCGGUAGUGGGACUGCAACCACUUCACGAAAACGUCCAUACGAGGACUACACGACAUUUGCAACUCAGGCUGCUCGCAAUGUUCGCCUCAGGCCCGGCUCUGAGGGCGAAAAAGCUGUCGUUCAAUUCGCAAAGCUGUCGAGUCCAGCCCAACGGAUUGCUCUCUAUGCUAACCUCCAGUCAAUGUCAGAACAUCUCCACACCAUCAACCCAGCCGAUGCAAUGUACGAAAUACCAAGCAAGCUAGUGCACCGCAUUGACCGCUCUGCAUUCCUUACCCUUAUUUCGCCAACGUGUUCAAGGUAUCUGAAGCAGAGGGGGCCCCUCGGAAUGAUCUUGGAGCAUCUUGAGGCGCACCCGUCCUGGGGCCUCACCACUGCGAUCAAAGAAGACAAAAGCAAGUAUGACAUUAUUGUCAAAAAGAUCCAGAAGGCCCUCACCAAUCGGAGGAAUGCGAUCAAGUCGACUCUCAAAGCCUCGCUGGAAAUCAUAGCACCCGAAGAUCGCGCGACCAACGACAAAACUGGGAAGACGGAUAUUGUCCAACUCACCGACAACAUUCUGUCGGGAGGUGAUAGCUUGGUUGUGCGGCGACCCGCAGCCACACUGGCUAUGCUUGCUCGUUUCGCAUACUUGCGCGGACUCUACGUCGAUUCCAUUGAGAAACCCAAGGAGGAACCCGAACUGGUCAAGGACUUCUGGAAAGGCGUCGAUAUGAAGCUCCAGGAGGUUCGCGAGGUUAAAGAAACUGAGCAGCGGCUUUCAAGCUACUUCGCCGGGGUCCUGGAGCUGGACUUCGCUCGAUGGGGUGACAUCGAUCGCACAGGAAUCAGCACAGCUACAUUCGACCCUCUCGCAAACGAUGACGCCGCCAACUAA